AUGAGCGGCGCCGAGGAGAGCAGCAGCCGGAGGCAAAGGAGCCCCAGCUCCCAGCAGUUCAUCCUCGUCCGCCUCAACUUCUUCCUCCGACGGAGGGUCCGGUGGGUUGUUCUUCCUGAGAACCAGAAGUUCAAAAGGGGAGAGGAAGAGGAGGUCGCUUUCGUCACAGUAGGCGACCGCCUCUCCAACGUGCCCCCUUUGGCUUAUCCUCACUUCUCCCUGCCCUUCAUCCUAGACAUAGACGCUAGUGACCUGGGUAUAGGGGCUGUCCUGUCUCAGGUGAAGAAUGCAGUCGAGAUGGUCAUUGCCUAUGCUAGUUGCAUCCUGUCGCCGGCUGAGCAGCGGUAUUGUGUUACUUGGCAGGAGCUGGUGGCAAUGGUCUGCUUUGUGCAGUAUUACAGGCCCUACCUUUAUGGCAGGGAUUUCGUGGUCCGCACUGACCAUGCGGCCGCUCAGGGUUUACCGGCUGAGAUAGCAGCAGCAUCAACACCACGGACACUCACGCUCCCCUUGCCAACAACACCAUCUCCAUUGCCAACCAGCCACGAGAUGGCUGCUCUCAACAACACCUCGGUCGUCGUGUACGCGGCCAAAGACCUCCGGCUGGUGAACCGGGAAAUGCCUGUGCCGGGCCCCAACGAGGUGCUGCUCAAGAUGCACUCGGUGGGCAUCUGCGGUUCGGACGUGCACUACUGGCAGCACGGCCGCAUUGGAGACUUCGUACUUCGAGAGCCAAUGGUGCUGGGCCACGAGGCGGCUGGCACCGUGUGCGCCGUGGGGGCCAGCGUCACCCACCUCGUUCCUGGGGACCGGGUGGCCAUUGAGCCCGGCGUGCCGCGCGAGAACGAUGAAUUCUGCAAAAACGGUCGCUACAACCUCUCCCCCAGCAUCUUCUUCUGCGCGACGCCUCCCGACCACGGCAGCCUGUGUCGCUACUACACACACAGUGCCAGCUUCUGCUACAAGCUUCCCGACAACAUGAGCUAUGAGGAGGGGGCCCUCAUUGAGCCGCUCUCCGUGGGUAUCCACGCGUGCCGCCGCGCCGGCGUCUCACUGGGCAGCUAUGUCUUCAUCUGCGGGGCAGGUCCCAUUGGGCUCGUGUGCCUCCUCGUGGCCAAAGCGAUGGGGGCGGCAAAGGUGGUCAUCACAGACCUGUCGAGCGAGCGUCUGGCGAAGGCGCGGGAGCUGGGCGCCGACUUCGUCCUCCUGUCGGGGGACAUGGCGCAUCGCGUCGCCGAGUGCCUAGGCGGCGCGCCACCUGAGAUCUCCAUCGAGUGCACGGGCGCUGAGGCGUGCGUGCAGGCCAGCAUCUACGUGAGUUGA
This is a messenger RNA of Callorhinchus milii (elephant shark), 1323 nucleotides long. Its product is annotated as sorbitol dehydrogenase-like. The transcript has 10 exons. The record is from RefSeq and is a predicted model, not a curated record. The coding region runs from base 1 to 1323 and encodes 440 amino acids. NCBI's taxonomy places the organism in Eukaryota, Metazoa, Chordata, Chondrichthyes, Chimaeriformes, Callorhinchidae. Gene Ontology annotation, biological process: D-sorbitol catabolic process. Gene Ontology annotation, molecular function: zinc ion binding; L-iditol 2-dehydrogenase (NAD+) activity.